CACCACAGAGCACCACGAAAGCUCGCCAAUGGGUGCUUGGGGCGGAAAGCGUCCUUUCCUUUGAAAGGACUGACCACAUAGCGAAAGGUUGUGUGAUGGUCAUUCGAACGAUGGACAUCGUCGAGAACGGUCCACUUUCGCAACCUCUCCUAAUGAAACAGUUUCAAGUGUGUGAUUUUGUUCAAAGUUGUGUUUUUUGUGGUGUUUUGAACUGCUCUAAAUUUUAAAGUUUUAACCAUGGAAGAGAGUGUCAACGCAUGUCGGAUCAAGUUUUGAGCAUGGUGCAUGGUGGCUAGGAAAAAUCCAUCACACUAUUCCAUUAUUGGUUUUCCCUUCAUCUGCAUUAUUCAUUAGUGUAGUUCACCUUAAUUUAGGUCGUAGCCUCAUGUUUCUACGCCCGUGACUUUUCACCGUCAGGAAAACCACGCGUCUGAGGUCCUUUUUCUUGUUACCGUUAGUGGCGAACGUGAUGUUCGUUUGCCACCGAAUGUGUUAAGUGAGGAACAAUUAUAGUUCACUGUUUGGUAGUUUGAUUUGAAACUGGAUAAACAUAACUGAAGCAAUAGAAAAUUCUUCUCAAUAUAACGAUAAACGCUGUAACCAGAAUUAGUACAUACGGAGGCAUUUAAAAAAUCCUCCACAGAAACUGCCACUGUAAGAUGAAUAAUUCAAUCGUUUCGAAUGAAUCGACCGUGAUUCAACGGUAUUUAGUGUUAUCGAUCUGAAAAAGGCCGGCAUCUAACUUCAAGUUCGAUAAAAUCCCGUCACGUAAGAGCAUAGCGUAGUAGAGAAAAUGCCAACUUUUAUGACACGACAACAGGAAGAGCUUUUGGAAGAAAGUCCAGCGUUUGCAAUCGUGCCAGUCGACCAUUUCCGGGGAAUAGGAAAACCAAAUGCCAUUGUCCGUCCUUUACGACACAACAGAGAAGUUAUUGAAGGACAACACAUCAUCGACUUGCAUCCUGAUUACAAACUAAUCCAUGAAUUGGAAGCACAGAUCAUCCCCAAUUUUGGCAACAAGAAAAGUGAUAGAAAUAAUAAUAACACUAUCAGCACCAACACUGCCGUAACUAAAAGGACGGAUCGUGGGAAGCACAAUGAUUUCACCAAAGAAUUAGAUGCAAAAUUGAGACGACUGCAAAAUGAUUCCUCCAAGCAUUCAUCAAAAAAUGGAAGCUCGCAGGAGGUUAACGUCAAGAAAAAACCCCUUUUCAUCACAACCGUACCCAAGGGUGUGUUUCUUCAACCGACCAAAGAGUUACCCAGACUUAUUCCAUCGGCGGCGACUCUGCGCCGUAUUUACGCCUAUGAGAGCCGUCCAAGGAUUCUGACCGCGAAAAGCAUUAACAAUAAUAACAACGACAUCAAUCAUCCUAACCACAACAGUCAGCAGCACUUGUGCAAACAUGGACCUCAACAUAAUAAAACUGCUAUCGCCCCAGAUGAAUCGGAGGAACAGGACGUGGCAAAGGCCGCAUCCAAUGGCGUUCCAAAACACAACUGCAUAAACCGGACCAUGAG
Messenger RNA from Toxorhynchites rutilus septentrionalis, 1521 nucleotides. RefSeq lists its product as uncharacterized. The record is from RefSeq and is a predicted model, not a curated record. Lineage: Eukaryota; Metazoa; Arthropoda; Insecta; Diptera; Culicidae. The transcript is spliced from 2 exons. The annotation marks the transcript as partial.